Batrachochytrium dendrobatidis JAM81 is the source of this 294-nucleotide messenger RNA. RefSeq lists its product as uncharacterized. The record is from RefSeq and is a predicted model, not a curated record. The transcript has 4 exons. Gene Ontology annotation, biological process: microtubule-based movement. Lineage: Eukaryota; Fungi; Chytridiomycota; Chytridiomycetes; Rhizophydiales. The coding region runs from base 1 to 294 and encodes 97 amino acids. Gene Ontology annotation, cellular component: cytoplasmic dynein complex; cytoplasm. Gene Ontology annotation, molecular function: dynein intermediate chain binding.
AUGUCCGAAGUUGAAGAAACUAUCAAGAGACUUUCAUCUCACAAAGGGGUUGAAGGUAUCGUGAUUGUCAACAUGGAGGGUAUUCCCAUUCGCACUACAUUAGACCAUGACAAGACGAUUCAAUAUUCUGCGCUGAUUACACAACUUGCUGCCAAGGCGAGGAGUGUGGUGCGAGAUCUGGAUCCACAGAAUGAUCUUACGUUUCUCCGUAUCAGAUCCAAGAAGCAUGAAAUCAUGGUAGCACCAGAUAAAGAGUAUAUUCUUAUAGUUUUGCAGAAUCCUCAUCAGAAUUGA